Hylaeus volcanicus is the source of this 2892-nucleotide messenger RNA. RefSeq lists its product as uncharacterized. The transcript is spliced from 13 exons. Gene Ontology annotation, molecular function: olfactory receptor activity; odorant binding. Bases 341 to 2833 code for a protein of 830 amino acids. NCBI's taxonomy places the organism in Eukaryota, Metazoa, Arthropoda, Insecta, Hymenoptera, Colletidae. Gene Ontology annotation, cellular component: plasma membrane. Gene Ontology annotation, biological process: detection of chemical stimulus involved in sensory perception of smell; sensory perception of smell. The record is from RefSeq and is a predicted model, not a curated record.
GGCGAACGAAGAAUUCGAUUAUUUUAAACCCUUCAGUCAUAUCUGAGGCAUUGUUCGACGCGGGAAUCAGGAUUGCGAAGAUAUUGCGAUAUAUCUAUUCGUUCGCAAUUUUAUUUUGCCGUUGUACCAUCGAAGUAGUAUCCCAAAUGUCUUGUCAUCUAAACUCGUCAACGUUCAGAGAGUAAGCUAACCAAAGACUAUGUCGCAGUUCGUAUUAAAAUAACAGAACUAGAACUUGGAUACGAGGCAAACGUUAAGGUUGUAUACGAAUCACGAUUUGCUGUAUCACUUCUUGUUAAUAAAUACAUCGGUCUAAUCGAAAUUGUCUACAAAAUUGGUAAUGAAUUUUGUGCAGUGGAUAUACGCGCUUCUCUGCGUGGUCGGUGCCAUGCCACCGUCUUCUUGGACGUCUACGACGCAAAAGUCUUUGUACAAUGUUUAUUCACUAUUUUUGUUUUUCCUGAUACACAGCAACCUGAUAUCACAGGUAAUGGACAUUGUGUAUGUCGUCGAUAAUCAAGUCGAUUUCUGCGAGAAUUUCUACAUGACACUGGGGAUCUUCACUUCUUGUUGUAAAUUGUACUGUUUGUUGAGAAGUCGCGAUAACUAUGGGAUUAUUAUCAACACCAUGCGGUCGGAACCUCUGGUGCCGACCAACUCCGAUGAGGUCAAGAUUCAAUCGAAAUACGAAAAGUGGGCAAAAAGGAACUUGAUGAUCUACUUGACAUUAAUGGAAUCCUGUCUAGUAAUAAUGACUAUACAUUCGAUCUACGCAGAAUUCAAAAACAGAAAAUUAAUCAUGCGAAUCUGGUUACCCUUCGAUUUUAAUUCUCUACCGAGGUUCACUAUUGUUUUCAUUAUUCAAUUUAUAGUUAUGGCGAUCUGUUCGCUUGUUAAUGUUACCUGUGACAAUCUGUUCAUCGGCUUGUUGAUUCUCACGUACAGCAUUCUCGAGAUACUCGCGCAUCGGAUGAAAGAUGUCAUAAAGUAUGGUAACCGUUCGGCUAGACAGUGCGCUCGUCUCCAUAAUCAUAUAUACAGAUUCGCUACGACGAUAAAUGAAGAAUUCAAAAUGGUAACGCUUCUUCAAUUUCUGGUGAGCACGUUACUGUGUUGCUUCAAUCUCUAUCGUUUCACGAAAAACGAAGACCCAUCGAAACUAUAUGAAAUUAUGCUUUUCUCAUUCAAUACAUACCUGCACAUACUAUUUUUCUGUUGGUACGGGAACGAAGUCCGAGAGAAGAGUCUCACAAUGGCGGAAAUGGUUAUCGACACUGACUGGGCAAACUUGGACAACGACUCUAAGAUGAUUUUCUUAAUGAUUAUGAAACGCUCAGCAAUGCCUAUCGAAUUUUCUACUGCAAAUCUCGUGUCCAUAAACCUCGAGUCUUUCAAAACCAUAAUAAAAACGUCUUACUCGGCGUUCAACGUGCUGCGUCUGUUCAACGUCGAAAACCAGGACGAGUUCAGUGACAAUUUUUAUUUGACGCUGGGGAUCUUCGUUGCCUGUUGCAAAAUGUAUAAUCUUCUAACGAGUCACAAGAGUUACGUAAUUUUGAUCGACAACCUCCAAGAGGAGCCUCUGAAGCCGGUCAACAGCGACGAAGUCGAGAUUCAAAUGAAAUUCGAGAAGUGGGCAAAAAGGAACAUAAUCGCCUACACAAUAGCAAUGGAGAGCUGCCUAGUAUUCAUGUACGCAUCGACGAUUACCAAAGAUUUCAAAGCGAAAAGAUUACCUUACCGAGCCUGGAUACCCUACGACUACUCAUCUUUAUUUCUAUUUUCCAUUACGUAUAUUCAUCAAGCGCUAAGUAUGACGAUCUGCACGAUUUUAGACAUCGCCUGCGACAAUCUAUUCAGCGGCUUGCUGAUCCAUAUAUACUGCGUUUUCGAGAUACUUGGAUAUCGUCUGAGAAAUAUAAUGAAAUAUGGAAAGGAUUCGGCUAAACAAUGCGCUCGUCUUCAUAAUCAUAUAUACAAAUUCGCCACAAAAGUGAACGGGGUGUACAAGAUGAUAAUGCUUGUUCAGUUUCUGGCGACCAUUGCGACAAUGUGCCUCGAAAUUUAUCAACUGACCCAAAAGGAAGUGGACACGAAGUACGCAGUAAUGGUUACCUACACGAGCUGCGCGCUUAUGCAGAUAUUGUACUACUGUUGGUAUGGGAACGAAGUCCGACUGAAGAGUCUCGCGACUUCCGACAUGGUGAUGGAAUGCAAUUUGGAGUGUUUGGAUAGCGACGCUAAGAAGAUUCUUCUAAUGAUGAUGAAACGUGCAACGAUGCCUAUCGAAUUCACUAGCAUCUACGCUGUGGAGAUGAACCUCGCGUCUUUCAUGAGAGUCAGUACAAAAUAUACUAUAAAGUUCCUUAAAUCUCAAACUUAUGGCAGUCUUCAUGGCUGGCACUUGAAAAUCGAGCAAUCGCCACAAUUCGCCACAAAGGUAAACGAAGAAUUUCGAGCGUUGGUAUUUGUUCAAUUUUCUACAAGCAUACUCUUGUGUUGUAUGAACCUUUAUCGACUUACGCAAACCGACCUGGAUUCAAAAUUUAUCGAAGUAAUACUUUUCUCAAUCUGCACUUUUAUGCAGUUACUGUACUACUGUUGGUAUGGGAACGAAGUCAAGUUGAAGAGUCUCGAAAUUCCUGAUGUAAUAAUGGAAAGUAACUGGCAAUUUUUGGACAUCGAGUCUAAGAAGAUUCUUUUAAUGAUAAUGCAACGCGCUACGGUGCCCAUCGAACUAUCCUGCGUGCACAUCAUCCCCGUGAAUAUCGAAUCUUUCAAGGCCAUAGUGAAAGCAUCUUACUCGGUGUAUAACGUCCUCCGAAGAGAUUGAGAAAUCUAGAAGAGAUGAGCAUUAUUUUUUUAAGAAAGGAUGUAGAUAAAGGUUUCCUA